AUGAUCCUUCUCCUGGGGCUCCUAGUUUCCCUCACGGGAAUACGUGCUCAGUCUGAUGGUGAACUGUUUCCUCCAUACCAGCCGCCUACGCUAGAUCAGCAACCGCCUCCAAGACCCGGCCAGCCUCAACCUCCAAGACCUCCACCACCACCGCCUCCAGGACCUGGUAAUCCUCCAAGACCACCACCACCUCCUCCACCCGGAGGCAGCCCAUAUCCGCCACCAGGAGGUAGCUCACCACGAACACCACCACCACCGCCACCUGUAGAUGUUCCAUACGAUUACUAUGACCAAGGAACACCACCAGCUCCACCUCAAUGUACACCUAAUCCGACACCAUGCAUGUGCCCGCCAUCAGACCAGCCUCCGUCGCCACGACCGCCACUGACGACUCCACCUUAUUUGCCACCAGGAACUCGUAGCACACCACCACCCACUCGACCGAGCCCUCCUGGUACACCGCCGAUCACAACCACGCAAUAUGAGCCUACAAGGACACCAGCAACAACUACGUAUCCCACACCUUCGCCCACUCGCAGCACACCACCGGUCACAACCACACCAUACGUGACUACACGGACACCGGGAACAAGUCCCACGUAUCCUACAGUUCCACCAACUCGCACCAAUCCUCCGACACCACCGGUCACAACCACACCAUACGUGACUACACGGACACCGGGAACAAAUCCCACGUAUCCUACAGUUCCACCAACUCGCACCAAUCCUCCGGUCACAACCACCCCGUACGGGCCUACAAGGACACCGAUUCCCGAUCUGCCUCCAGUCGUUCCUGACUUGCCAACCAAUGAGGAUGUGCAGAAUGCAGUCGACACUUGCGCAGCUACUCUGGAUACCAUGGUAAACGACAACCGCAACAGAAGGAACACUCAGCUGUUCAGAAACGAGAAAGGAGUUUCUCCUGAGAACUAG
Messenger RNA from Ostertagia ostertagi, 933 nucleotides. Lineage: Eukaryota; Metazoa; Nematoda; Chromadorea; Rhabditida; Trichostrongylidae. The record is from the annotation of a GenBank genome assembly.